This is a messenger RNA of Tuber melanosporum (Perigord truffle), 2986 nucleotides long. RefSeq lists its product as uncharacterized. The transcript has 5 exons. Lineage: Eukaryota; Fungi; Ascomycota; Pezizomycetes; Pezizales; Tuberaceae. Bases 332 to 2638 code for a protein of 768 amino acids. The record is from RefSeq and is a predicted model, not a curated record. Gene Ontology annotation, molecular function: dolichyl-phosphate-mannose-protein mannosyltransferase activity. Gene Ontology annotation, cellular component: membrane; endoplasmic reticulum. Gene Ontology annotation, biological process: protein O-linked glycosylation via mannose.
CCACAGCUUCUCAGCCGCGUCAACUGCUGUGAAAGUCUCCCAAUUCAUCACCACUUCUCUGGGAUAAGGAGAGCCACCUCUCCACUUCGAGACUUCCCCUCCACCACUACCACUACCCUUCGUGUCUUCCUCGCCUCACCCCCUUUCUUCUCUUCUAAUAUUAUUAUAAUACCACGUAGCCCGCCCGCUUCUAACAACUACAACUUCAUUCGUUUUUUCUUUCUUACUCCUAUUCUUUAGCUUUUUUUUUCUUCUUGUGCAUCUAUCCUUUGUUCUUCGGCUAAAAUCGCUUUCCUUUGAUUUGAUUUGAGAACACGUUUAUAGAUUAGCCAUGUCGGAUUCCCCUCCGAGUGUUCGCCAGCGCGCCUCGAAGAAGAAGGGUACGGCGCAGGCUGUACUGAACUCUGGAUCGGGCUCAAAUUCUGAGGACGAACUGCUCAGCAAGAAACAGAAGGUUUCUGCGCCUGUCCCGGGUGCAUUCGGUCAUGCCCAAGGCCCGUUCCGAAUCUGGCUCUUCUUGUUGACCGCUGCGGGCAUCAUUACAAGAUUCUACAAGAUUAGCCAUCCUAAUGAAGUAGUCUUUGACGAGGUCCACUUUGGAAAGUUUGCAUCCUAUUAUCUUCAACGAACUUACUUCUUUGAUGUCCAUCCUCCGUUUGGGAAGCUCCUUUUCGCCCUGAUGGGUUGGUUCGUUGGUUAUGAUGGUCACUUCUUGUUUGACAACAUUGGUGAUUCCUACAUUGACAACAAGGUCCCUUAUGUCGCAUUCCGCGCCAUGCCCGCCAUGUUGGGUGCUUUGACGGUCCCAGUGGUUUUUUUGACUAUGUGGGAAAGCGGCUACAGCCUUCCUGCUUCAAUUGUUGCCGCCGGGUUAGUCUUGUUUGACAAUGCGCAUAUCGGCCAAACUCGUCUCAUUCUCCUCGAUGCUACUCUUAUUUUCUCGAUGGCUUGCUCUCUCUUAUGCUAUGUCCGGUUCUACAAGCUCCGUCAUCUCCCAUUCAGCCGCAAAUGGUGGAAGUGGCUGCUUUUGACUGGUGUAGCUCUAUCAUGUGUCAUUUCCACCAAAUACGUUGGUGUUUUCACCUUUGUGACAAUUGGCGCUGCUGUCGGAAUUGAUCUCUGGAACCUUCUUGAUAUCAAGCGUGGCUUGACAAUCCAGGAAUUCACCAAGCACUUUAUUGCAAGAGCCUUUGGUCUUAUUGGAAUCCCGUUCUUCUUUUACCUUUUCUGGUUCCAGGUCCACUUUGCCAUCCUUUACCGCAGUGGGCCAGGAGAUGAUUUCAUGACUCCUGAGUUCCAGGAAACAUUGAGCGAUAAUAUCAUGACACUGAACAGCGUUGACAUCCACUACCAUGACACCAUUGUCAUUCGUCACAAGGAAACCAAAGCUUAUCUGCAUUCCCACCCAGACAAGUAUCCUUUGAGGUACGAAGACGGCAGAAUUUCAUCUCAAGGGCAGCAGGUUACCGGAUAUCCGUUUGAGGACGUCAACAACGACUGGAUUAUCAUCCCCGGAGAUCCGACUCCUGAGGACAGUGACAAAACUUCUAUUGUUAAGAAUGGCGAUCUCGUAAAGCUUCUUCACGUUGUCACCAACACCAUUCUUCUAUCGCAUGACGUUGCCUCUCCCUACUACCCUACGAACCAGGAGUUCACCACCAUCGAUAUCGAGGCAGCCAACACGGAUCGCCAUAAUGACACACUAUUCGAGAUCAGGAUUGAGGGUGGAAAGGUCAAACAGGACUUCAGAUCUAUGUCUGGUCAAUUCAAAUUGAUCCAUAACCCGUCUAAGGUGGCCAUGUGGACACACAGCAAGCCCCUUCCUGACUGGGCCUUCAAGCAACAGGAAAUCAAUGGAAACAAGAACAUUCUCCAGACUUCAAACCUUUGGUUUGUUGAGAACAUUCCAUCCUUGGCGGCCGAGGACCCACGAAAUGUCAGGACACCGAAGGAGGUCAAGUCAAUGCCGUUCCUCAAGAAGUAUUUUGAACUCCAACGUACCAUGUUCCACCACAAUAACGCAUUGACUUCGUCCCAUCCCUAUUCAUCCCAACCUAUCCAAUGGCCCUUCUUGUUGCGUGGCGUUUCAUUCUGGACCAAGAAUGAUACUCGAGAACAAAUCUACUUCCUCGGAAACCCCAUCGGCUGGUGGCUUGCGUCUGCGGUUCUUGCAGUCUUUGUUGGCAUCGUUGCCGCAGACCAGCUCACGCAGCGAAGAGGUGUAGAUGCUCUUGAUAGAAGAACCCGAAGCAAACUUUACAACUCUACUGGUUUCUUCUUCCUCGCAUGGGCAGCUCAUUAUCUCCCAUUCUUUUUGAUGGGGCGACAGUUGUUCUUGCACCAUUACCUACCUGCGCAUCUUGCCUCUUCUCUGGUAACAGGAGCAUUGGUAGAGUUUGUCUUCUGCGUCGAACCACUCGAGACGGAGAAGGUGGGGAAGGACGGAAAGAAGAAGUAUACUCCCCGCUCCGGGCCUCAGAGUUUGGCUGCGGCCUGGGCUGCAGCAGUCGUUGUUAUUGCAGCCGUUGCCGGUGGAUGGUAUUUCUUUAUCCCAUUAACAUAUGGUAGCCCUGGACUGGACGUUUCCCAAGUUGUUGCCAGACAAUGGCUCGGUUAUGACCUCCAUUUCGCGAAAUAGGUUGGCUUAAUGGAAGAUCGUUUUGGGACUCGUUCAUCUCCUUUUUCCUUAGAUCUCCAAUUUUUCCCGCGUUUAUUUACUCCAAGGAGGGCUCUUGUGGAGAAUUUUCAAUUUGAAUGAGGUCGGGGGUAAUUCAAAAAAUAUCGCAUUAGGGGACACUUGCUCGUGAUGGCGGUUUGGGUGGAGUAUAGGGAUUGUAUGGAGCAAGGUGCACAAAAAAGUGUUGGCGGUGGUGUUUUCUUUCUUUGUAUUUUCGAACGAGACCCCGGUUGGGGAUAUGUUUGGGGUUAUCAGCUGAAUGAUGUUUUUCUUCUGUAUGGAUACCGAAUCCCACUCUCUAUUUCACGA